Molecule: messenger RNA, 435 nt
Organism: Dermacentor silvarum
Lineage: Eukaryota; Metazoa; Arthropoda; Arachnida; Ixodida; Ixodidae
Product: genetic suppressor element 1-like
Exons: 2
Coding region: 1-435 (144 amino acids)
Source: RefSeq, a predicted model, not a curated record
AUGGCAAAUCAGCUACAUAAUUCAGGUGGCAGCACGAGGUCCUCCUGUAUGCCUACGCCAACAAACACCAGGCGGACACCAAUAAGAGGUGUGCAGCGGUACAAUGAAGCAACCAUUGCGUACCUGGGGGCCCGCUCGCGACGGGAGUACGAGGUGGAUAGCCGUCGCCUCCAAAUUGAUGAGAGGAGGCUGCAGCUCCAGAUCCAGCAGCACUCAGACACAACGAGGCUGCAGGUAAUGGAAAUGAAAGAGCGCCAGAAGGACAGAGAAGCACAAGCCGAACAGCAGCGCCUAGAAAUGCAAAAGCGCCAGAUGGAGAGAGAGGCGCAAGCUGAAGAGCGGCGCCUCAUGGCUGCCGAGCGCAGAACUUACAUACAGCACCAAGAAUCGCAGCUGCAAAUAAUCAAUGAUUUAUUUAACCAAAUAAAGAAAUAG